This is a messenger RNA of Fusarium mangiferae, 600 nucleotides long. RefSeq lists its product as uncharacterized. The coding region runs from base 1 to 600 and encodes 199 amino acids. The record is from RefSeq and is a predicted model, not a curated record. Lineage: Eukaryota; Fungi; Ascomycota; Sordariomycetes; Hypocreales; Nectriaceae. The transcript is spliced from 3 exons.
AUGCCUAUUCUUUCCACCAUCCGGCCUGAGAUUCCCGCCAACCGCAAGGACCACUUCCUUGCUGCUUGGCCUACGCUUCUCGGGGAACUCCAAGCCCAGUCCGGUCUUCUUCAUGCCACCGCUGGUCAGGUUGUCGCCGAGGAUGGCCAAAGAGUCGACGAAUUCAAAAUCAUCCAGUUUCUCGCUUUUGCCAACGUCGAGGACGAAGAGACGUUCACCAAGUCCCCCUGGGCACAGGCGCACAAAGCUCGCCUUGAGAGCUCAGGCGCCCCCGAACCAACAUUUGGGAGAUUUAAGUUCUCCGAAUUCUCUGCCGAUCCGUCCCCUAAGCCUUUCCUGCAGCUGACCAGCAUCACGCUGCCCAGCGAGAGCCAGAGGGAGGAGGCCCGCAAAGCAUGGGCCGAGCUGGUUACUAUCCUCGGCAAGGAAACUCGCGGUGGCGUGCUUCUACGGGAUGAUGUAUUCAAUGGACUCGCUCUUAUAGGUUGGGAUAGCCUUGAGGAGGUUGAGAAUGCUUAUAAGGAACCCAAGGCUGCUGAGGCGCUGGCGGCCUAUAAGAGACUUGGGCAGGUCAGAAGCACCCUUGUGAAGUUGCUAUGA